Messenger RNA from Castor canadensis (American beaver), 1266 nucleotides. Its product is annotated as transmembrane protease serine 11B-like protein. Gene Ontology annotation, biological process: proteolysis. NCBI's taxonomy places the organism in Eukaryota, Metazoa, Chordata, Mammalia, Rodentia, Castoridae. Gene Ontology annotation, cellular component: plasma membrane; extracellular region. The record is from RefSeq and is a predicted model, not a curated record. Gene Ontology annotation, molecular function: serine-type endopeptidase activity.
AUGUUCAUAUCCUUCAUUUUCAGACCAGUCACAGCUUCCCGCAGUUCUUUAUCACUAUGGAUGAUUGCCCUCAUUGUGUUUGGAGUGUUGGCAAUCCUUGGAGUAACUAUUGGUCUCCUCAUUCAUUUUCUGGCAGUAGAAAGUAAGACCCACUACUAUCAAGGUAGCUUUAAAGUGCUGAAUAUGCCAUAUAAUAGAAAUUAUGAAAAAGAGACAUCACCAGAAAAUAACUACCUUAGUAAAAUCCUUGAAACUAAAAUGGUUGAUGCAUUUCAAAGUUCUAACAUUUACAGGCAAUAUAUCAAUUCUCAAGUCAUCACACUGGUUCCUGAUAACAACAGUGUAACAGCACAUAUAUGGCUGAUAUUCAAGGAUUCCAGAUCAAGGAAGGAAAGCACAAGAAGAAAAAUAGAAAGCAUCUUACAGCAGAUGCUGAGAAGCAACUCAGGAUCCUUGACUACAGAUCCCAAUUCUCUUAGCAUCAUGGAAAUCAGUAAAGUCAAUGCUGAAAAGAUUAUCAACAACCGCUGUGGGAGACGAGCAAGGAUGUCUGCUACAUAUGACAGAAUCAAAGGAGGUUCCACUGCUCAGGAAGGAGAAUGGCCAUGGCAAGCAAGUCUCAAAAUGAAUGGCAGACACUACUGUGGGGCAUCACUGAUCAGUGAGAGAUUUCUGAUAACUGCAGCUCACUGCUUUCAAAAGUCAAACAAUCCAAAAAACUUUACUGUUAGCUUUGGUACUAGAGUAACUCCACCCAAUAAGCUACAUUAUGUUCAACAAAUUAUUAUUCAUGAAGACUACAUCAAGGGUGAACAUCAUGAUGAUAUUGCAGUUAUACUGCUUACUGAAAAAGUUUUAUUUAAAAAAGAUGUACAUCGGGUUUGUCUUCCUGAAGUCACACAGGUUUUCCCACCAGGUGAAGGAGUUGUUGUUACAGGAUGGGGAGCACUUUCACAUAAUGGUAAAUACCCAUUGUUACUUCAGAAAGCACCUGUGAAAAUUAUUGAUACAAACACUUGUAAUGCUGAAAAAGCUUAUAAUGGUGUGAUACAGGACACAAUGUUAUGUGCUGGGUAUAUGGAAGGAAAUAUAGAUGCAUGCCAGGGUGACUCUGGAGGACCACUGGUUUAUCCCAAUUCUCGAGAUAUUUGGUAUCUUAUUGGAAUAGUGAGCUGGGGAGAUGAAUGUGGAAAAAUCAAUAAACCAGGAGUCUACACACGAGUGACUUCCUACCGCAACUGGAUUGCCUCCCAGACUGGUGUCUAA